AUGAAUUUCUGUUUGAAGGAUAACAACUACUUCACCUGCAAUGGAGGUUUCUACGCUCAAACCUUUGGGAUGCCAAUGGGUAACCCUCUUUCACCCACUAUAGCUGACGUAGUAAUGGACGACCUAUUGGAUAACACUAUUUUGGACCUGAAGGAAAAUUUUAAUAUUGACAUCAAAUUCAUUGUUAAAUACGUAGACGAUAUUUUUGCUAUAGUAAAACAAAAGAACGCGGACAUUAUUCUCAGAACACUUAACAAAUAUCAUCCAAAGCUGCAAUUUACAAUGGAAUCGGAAAAAAACCUCUGUUUACCAUUCUUAGAUGUCAUGAUCCACCGAAAAAAUGAUUCUAUUGCACUUAACUGGUACGCAAAACCCACUUCCUCUGGGCGCCUAAUAAAUUAUCUGUCAUCGCAACCCUUUAAGUAUAAGAUUAACACAGCCAAAAAUUUAAUACACAAAAUAUUUACAAUAAGCCACCAACAAUUCAAGGAGACGAACAUAUGCAAAAUAAAGAAAAUUCUAGCAAGCAAUAACUACCCAAACCGUCUAAUACAAAGCCUAAUCGAACAGAAAGUAACAGAAAUAAACAAUAAUCAAAACAAAACGCCAACCACAAAAGCAACAGACGGAACAAAGCGAUAUCACAGUGUGACGUACAUUCCUAAGUUCUACCAACAACUUGACCACGAAAUAAACACCAACAACCCUAAUAUAAGAUUAGCAUACCGAACCAACUACACACUAUCUUCGAUAUUCACACAAACAAAAACACCGAUCAACCCCCACCAACAAAACAACGUAGUGUAUGAAAUCACAUGUAAAGGCAGAGAAAACGAAAACUGCAACAAAGUUUACAUAGGGACAACUAAGCGAGCAUUAGGCGUUCGCCUUUCCGAGCACGAAGCCGACAUAAACAAAAAGAAGAACAGCACAGCAUUAGCACAACACGUACUUACCAGUGGCCAUACGGCUGAUCUAGCUAACGUUAAAAUAUUGGACAAGGAGAAGAGGGAACGGGCAAGAUACACAAUAGAGAGUUUACGUAUACUACAGAAAAGGGAAAAAACAAUCAACAAGAAGGAGGACACGGACGAUAUCGCGGCUGCUUACAUGUUAUGUUUGUAG
Rhagoletis pomonella (apple maggot) is the source of this 1125-nucleotide messenger RNA. RefSeq lists its product as uncharacterized. The transcript has a single exon. The coding region runs from base 1 to 1125 and encodes 374 amino acids. Lineage: Eukaryota; Metazoa; Arthropoda; Insecta; Diptera; Tephritidae. The record is from RefSeq and is a predicted model, not a curated record.